Molecule: messenger RNA, 1259 nt
Organism: Silurus meridionalis
Lineage: Eukaryota; Metazoa; Chordata; Actinopteri; Siluriformes; Siluridae
Gene: opa3
Product: outer mitochondrial membrane lipid metabolism regulator OPA3
Exons: 2
Coding region: 19-492 (157 amino acids)
Biological process (GO): regulation of lipid metabolic process
Cellular component (GO): mitochondrion
Source: RefSeq, a predicted model, not a curated record
UGACGCGCUUCCGCCAAGAUGGUCGUAGGCGCUUUUCCCAUCGCAAAGCUGCUCUAUCUGGGCAUUCGCCAGCUCAGCAAACCGGUUGCCAACAGGAUUAAGGCAGGAGCGCGGAGAAGUGAAUUCUUCAAGAAUUACAUAUGUCUGCCUCCGGCACAUGCGUACCACUGGAUCGAGAUGAGAACUAAAAUGAGGAUAAUGGGCUUCCGUGGCUCUGCCAUCAAACCACUUAACGAGGAAUCGGCUGCAGAGCUGGGAGCCGAGCUGCUCGGCGAGACCAUCAUCUUUCUCAUCGGCGGGGGAUGCCUCGUCAUCGAAUACAGCAGGCAGGCGUGGAACAGCAGGAGAAAGGAAGAGGAGCUCAACCUUUGGAUCAAGAAUCUGGAGACUCAAAUUGGAGAACUGGCCCUAACCACGGAAAUUCUAGACACUCAGCUACGGGAGAUGAACCGGCAUCUACAGUCCUUGCCAUCUACUCCGAGUGGCAAAUAAUAGUGCAUUAAUUAAUUAUAAUUAGUGGAUCGGACGAACUCAGUCUGUGUGUGUGGGCCGUAAAAUAAAUAAAAUACCAAAAAUACAGAGAAACACGCCCUUUGUAUAUAUGACACUUAAUGAAAUUCCGUCCACAUACACACAAUAAUGUGGGCCUGGGAUCGGCACUUAAGCGGGCAUGUGGUUUGAUACGAGUACUCGUUUUGCAGCUUGGUGCAGUAUUACAUGUGCGGAGAACAUAUUGAUUUAUCUGCCCAAUUUAACCCGAGUUUAUUUCUCCUCUUAACAUGCUCUGCAAAUACAAUUUAAAUUUCCCUUUAGGAACUGUGUAGUUCAUUCCAGUAGUCUCCUAACUUCUGCAUAUCAAAAUUUGCUAAUAAAUGCAUCAGAAUUUGCUGCAUUUUAUUACAUUUGUUUAAACUAUGUUGGUUGCGUGUAGCUAUGAAAGAGAGCGAGGUUUCAAUUCACUCUGGUGGUUGUUUGGACUGUUUUAUGCGUUCGGCUGUGUUAGUGAUGCCUUCAGGUUCAUGAUCUAAAACAAUACAAUUUUACUCAUUAUUGGUAAUGAAAAUGAUUUAGUUGUGUUUAAGGCAAUUCAAAUAGACUCUGGAUAAUUACAAAAAUAAUACGAUUGACAAAACAGUAUACAUUAGACUUGUGAUUUCAACCCCAUUUGUGUGAUGUUUGUCUUGAGAUCUGACGUAAAGGAUGUACGAAGGAUGUAAAUUUAUAUGGAUUGUAAAAUAAAAUGGAUACCCUGUAUAAUA